This is a messenger RNA of Cotesia congregata, 741 nucleotides long. NCBI's taxonomy places the organism in Eukaryota, Metazoa, Arthropoda, Insecta, Hymenoptera, Braconidae. The record is from the annotation of a GenBank genome assembly.
CUGCCCAAAAAAAUAAGACCAGUUUUUAGUUCAGCCCAAGAGAGUGAAUUAGUCAACUAUUUAAAAGAUUGUGAAGCAAGAUUGUUCGGACUUUCCAACUCGAGAUCUGGCAUAAGCCAGAUAACAGCUGAUAACAGCUUGCAGAAAAAAAAUGGGAUAAAACAUCGGUUUGUAAAUGGAAUAGCUGGUGAAGAUUGGCUGCGAGGGUUUUUAAAACGGAAUCUGUCUCUAUCUCUCCGAAAACCUGAGAGCAGUUCGGCAGCACGUGCAGCUGGAUUCAAUCAAAUAGUGCAAGUGAAAAAUUGGUUGUCUCUACAUCCCGGUAGAGUUGUUACUCCUGACACUAUUCCGAUGUUGUUCAGCAAGGCUUUGCAAGAGGCAGCAAAACCGCAAUCAAUAAUUAAUGGGUUUCAGAAGACCGGCAUUUAUCCAUUAAAUUCGAAUAUUUUUGAAUCAAGAGAUUUCGCUCCCGCUGAAGUAACAAAUAAUAAUAGACCUGCAGCAUCAUCAUCAAAUAACCAAGAUUCAUUAUCACAGAAUAUAGAACCCGAAGAACCAGUUAUGGAAAAACUUUCUCAAAGUUUGAGUGGCUUGCUGAAAAAUGACACCGAAAAAAUAUUUACUGAUGAACCAGCUGCUUCUACUUCUACUGGCACACCAACUUUGAGAUCCCAAGUCGGUUUUUUCAGACCAAGAGUAAUUGACUCCAGUUCUGAUGAAGAGUCUGGUGGUCGUGGUGAG